AUGUCCACAAGUGAUAUUCAACCUCUCCGUUUUGGCUUCUUCUCCACCUCAAGAAUUGGCAUCAAAGUCGCCAAAGCAAUUGCUCAAUCUCCUUUUGCUUCGUUGUACGCUGUUGCCUCUCGGGAUUUGUCCAAAGCUGAAAAAUACGCUCAAGAACAAGGCUUUGAGAAGAGUUUCGGAUCCUAUGAUGAAUUGUUGCAAUGUGCUGAAGUGCAAGCUGUCUAUGUGCCUGUGCCUACAGCAAUGAAGGAAGAAUUGGUGAUCAAGGCAGCAAAGGCAGGAAAACACGUCUUAUGUGAUAAGCCAUUUCAAUCUGCUGAAUCUGUUAAAAAGAUGAAGCAAGCUUGUGAGGAAAAUGGAGUCUUCUUCAUGGACAAUACAAUGUGGGUUCACAAUAAGAGAACUCAUCAUUUGAAGAAUUUAUUUAACACUGAUGAUAGAUUUAAAAAGCUCGUCAGAGUUAAUUCUUCAUUUGCUAAUUAUUUCAUGGAUGAUUUGCAUGACAUUAGAAUGAAUACUGAUUUGGAAAAGACUGGGUGUCUUGGGGACUUGGGUUGGUACUCUAUUAGAAAUAUUUUGUGGGCUUUUAAUUAUGAAUUACCACAAAAAGUUGUUGGAUAUUCAAAGAAAUUCGAAUCUGAUCAAGAAAAUUUGAGAGCAAUUAUUAACUUUGAUGGUCUUUUAUUCUUCAGUGGUGGCAGAGUUGCUACAUUGAAUUGUAGUUUUGAGGAAGCACAAAGACAAACCUCUGAAAUUGUCUUUCCACGUCACAGAAUUAUGAUUGAUGAUUUUGUUUUAACUUGGGACAAUGAAGAUAUUUACUUCCCAAGAGAAACUUACGAUAAGAAAGGUAAAUUCAGAAUUCAUGCUGAACAUGGCAGAUUUGAAACUAUUACUUGUGAAGAAUCAACUCAACAUGUGGAAUUAUUUGAAAGUUUCUAUAAGGGAGCUAAGAAUCCAACAGAAAACAAACAUUGGGGAGACGAAUCUGAAAAGACAAUGAUUGUAUUGGAUGCAUUAUUAGAAUCCUCUGAGAAGGAUGGUACUCCUAUCGUCAUCCAACAAUAAAAUGGAUACAACAGUGAAAGUUGUAUAGCAUUUGAU
This is a messenger RNA of Naegleria gruberi, 1104 nucleotides long. RefSeq names its product oxidoreductase. The record is from RefSeq and is a predicted model, not a curated record. The coding region runs from base 1 to 1068 and encodes 355 amino acids. NCBI's taxonomy places the organism in Eukaryota, Heterolobosea, Eutetramitea, Acrasida, Naegleriidae. The transcript is spliced from 2 exons. Gene Ontology annotation, molecular function: nucleotide binding.